AUGUAUGGUCCCUACGAUAAAUCUGGUAGACGAUUUUCUGCAGCUUUAUAUACAAGAACUUUAUCAAAUUUGGAGAAGUGUGAUAGAGAAUGGCUAGUAUAUUCGAAAGAGCUCGAUAAGGUAUUUUGUUUUUUUUGUAAAGUGUUUAGAAAAGGGAUUUCUAAAGGUAAAUUAGGUGACGAAGGUUAUUCGGAUUGGCACCAUGUUACUAGUAAAGUUAAAGAAUACGAAAUUUCCUUGGAUCAUCUCACCAAUAGGAAUAAGUGGUUUGAUAUGCGUAAAAGAUUGAACUUGAAUGAAACAAUUGAUAAAGUGCAAUACGAGCAAUUCAAGAAAGAAAGAGAUUACUGGAAACAAGUCCUUUUGCGAAUCAUUGCAGUAGUGAAGUUUCUUGCUAAGCAUAAUUUAGCAUUCAUUGGAUCAAAUGAAAAGUUGUAUAAAAAAGGUAAUGGAAAUUUUUUGGGUGUCAUUGAAAUGUUAGAAGAGUUUGACCCAGUUAUCAAAGAGCAUGUGCGACGGAUCACAAAUGAAGAGCUUCAUGUGCAUUAUCUUGGGCACACAAUCCAAAACGAACUAAUACUUUUGAUAGCUCAAUAA
Molecule: messenger RNA, 597 nt
Organism: Lactuca sativa (garden lettuce)
Lineage: Eukaryota; Viridiplantae; Streptophyta; Magnoliopsida; Asterales; Asteraceae
Source: RefSeq, a predicted model, not a curated record